CUGCGAGCCAAGUUUGGGCGGGAGGCAGUGAUGGUUCUGGGCGGCACCGAGGCGGACUUGGCCGCCCACCGCGUCCCAGUCAUCCCCUCAGGCUCCAUCGCCCUAGAUUCCGCCCUCGGGAUUGGGGGCUUCCCUCGGGUGGCAGCGCUGGUACCCCAGGCAGAGCUAGAGGGCGAGAUGGGAGACUCAUUUAUAGCCCUGCAGGCGCGCAUGAUGUCUCAGGCGCUGAGGAAGCUGUCAGGGGCGCUCAACCGCUCCCAGGCUGUGCUGAUAUUCGUCAACCAGGUGCGUUUGAAGCUCAUGAUGGGAGGGCCGGGCAUGGGCAUGCCCGUGGAGGUGACGUCUGGAGGCAAGUGGGAGAGAUGUAUUGGACAGUCCUUCGCACACUCAUCAUGCACUCUACUUCUUCCCCCCACCUUCCUUCCUUCCCUGACCAUAAACAGGUGCGGUCGAAGCUAAUGAUGGGAGGGCCGGGCAUGGGCAUGCCCGUGGAGGUGACUUCUGGCGGGAAUGCUCUUAAGUUCUACGCCUCGCUGCGGCUGCACAUCAAGAGAGUGGCACAGCUGAAGCAGGGAGAGAAGGUAUCCAACAGUACGUCUGGGGGCAUUGCUCUCAAGUUCUAUGCAUCGCUGCGGCUGCAGAUUAAGAGAGUGGCGCAGCUGAAGCAGGUAGAAAAGAUUGUUGGUAACCGCGUGCGUGUAACGGUGAACAAGAACAAGCUUGCCCCGCCCUUUCGCACGGCAGAAUUCGACAUUGAGUUCAACCACGGGAUAUCCCGGGAGGGGGAAUUGCUGGACUUGGAGAUGAGUGAGGGCCUGCUCACACUUACUUCUCCUCCCUCCCUUCUCCCAUGCUCUUUCUACCUCUGUCCCCCCCCAUUCUCUCCUCCCUUCCCGCUCCCCCCACUUCUCCCCUGCUACCCCAUCAUCCCGUUCUCUGCCUCAGAUUGUUGGGCCUGCUCACACUUACUUCUCCUCCCUCCCUUCUCCCAUGCUCUUUCUACCUCUGUCCCCCCCCAUUCUCUCCUCCCUUCCCGCUCCCCCCGCUUCUCCCCUGCUACCCCAUCAUCCCGUUCUCUGCCUCAGAUUGUUGGUAACCGCGUGCGCGUAACGGUGAACAAGAACAAGCUUGCUCCGCCCUUCCGCACGGCAGAAUUCGACAUUGAGUUUGGCCACGGGAUAUCCCGGGAGGGGGAACUUCUGGACUUGGGUGUAAAGGAGGGGUUGCUUACGCUCUCUGGUGCGUGGUACAAAAAGGGCGGCGAAGUGAUCGGGCAGGGAAAGGAAGGCGCGAGAAACUUUCUGAAGGAGAAUGUGGAGGUUGCAAGGGAGCUUGAGGAAGGGAUUAGGGAGAGGCUGGGUGGACGGAAGAGAGAGGGGGAUGGGGAGGGUAAGAAGGGGGGAGUGGAGGGAGGGAAAGGUGUGGAAAGUGGAGAGGGAGGGGGAGAGGAGGGAAGUGGGGAGGAGACUGAGGGAGAAGAGAUUGGUUUGGAAGUUGAUGACAGCACUGUUGUCACUGGAGUGUCCGGUUAA
This is a messenger RNA of Closterium sp. Naga37s-1, 1532 nucleotides long. NCBI's taxonomy places the organism in Eukaryota, Viridiplantae, Streptophyta, Zygnematophyceae, Desmidiales, Closteriaceae. The record is from the annotation of a GenBank genome assembly.